AUGGCCGCGGGCAGCGCCGCCCCAGACACGCUCGCCGUCUCCCCCAGCAAGCGGCCCCGGCCCGCGGAGGAGGGCCUGCGGCUCCGCUUCGUGCGGCUCUCGGAGCACGCCACCGCCCCCAGCAAGGGCUCCGCGCGCGCCGCGGGCUACGACCUGUACAGUGCCUAUGAUUACACAAUACCACCCAUGGAGAAAACCCUUGUGAAAACCGACAUUCAGAUAGCUCUUCCUUCUGGGUGCUAUGGAAGAGUAGCUCCACGUUCUGGCCUGGCUGCAAAACACUUUAUAGACGUAGGAGCUGGUGUUAUAGAUGAAGAUUAUAGAGGAAAUCUUGGUGUUGUAUUGUUUAAUUUUGGCAAAGAAAAAUUUGAAGUAAAAAAGGGUGACCGAAUUGCACAGCUCAUUUGUGAAAGGAUUUUUUAUCCAGAAAUAGAGGAAGUUCAAGUUUUAGAUGACACUGAAAGGGGCUCAGGAGGUUUUGGUUCUACUGGAAAAAAUUAA
Molecule: messenger RNA, 501 nt
Organism: Pipistrellus nathusii (Nathusius's pipistrelle)
Lineage: Eukaryota; Metazoa; Chordata; Mammalia; Chiroptera; Vespertilionidae
Source: the annotation of a GenBank genome assembly